This is a messenger RNA of Trichophyton rubrum CBS 118892, 450 nucleotides long. RefSeq names its product calmodulin. NCBI's taxonomy places the organism in Eukaryota, Fungi, Ascomycota, Eurotiomycetes, Onygenales, Arthrodermataceae. Gene Ontology annotation, biological process: spindle pole body organization. The record is from RefSeq and is a predicted model, not a curated record. Bases 1 to 450 code for a protein of 149 amino acids. The transcript has 6 exons. Gene Ontology annotation, molecular function: calcium ion binding; enzyme regulator activity. Gene Ontology annotation, cellular component: central plaque of spindle pole body.
AUGGCCGACUCUUUGACCGAAGAGCAGGUGUCCGAGUACAAGGAGGCCUUCUCCCUGUUCGAUAAAGAUGGCGAUGGCCAAAUUACAACCAAGGAGUUGGGAACAGUGAUGCGAUCUCUGGGCCAGAACCCUUCGGAAUCCGAGCUACAAGACAUGAUCAAUGAGGUUGACGCCGACAACAAUGGAACAAUCGAUUUCCCAGAAUUCUUGACUAUGAUGGCCCGAAAAAUGAAGGAUACCGACUCUGAGGAAGAAAUCCGAGAAGCCUUCAAAGUGUUUGAUCGUGAUAACAACGGUUUCAUCUCCGCCGCCGAGCUGCGCCACGUCAUGACCUCGAUCGGAGAGAAGUUAACUGACGACGAAGUCGAUGAGAUGAUUCGUGAAGCCGAUCAGGACGGUGAUGGCAGAAUUGAUUAUAACGAAUUCGUCCAACUCAUGAUGCAAAAGUAG